UAAUACUGUGCUAUUUCCAAUACGAGAAGGUCUGUAUAACAAGCUAUGCGAGUACUCUGAUUGUAGGAUCUAGGAGGACAGCGAUAAGACCUAUUUGAUAAACCUGCUGCUGAAAGUCCGUCAGGCUCUACUGUAUCCCGGAAGUGGUUGCCCUCUGACGUAUUUUGCCGCUGCCACCACGUAUCCUUGACAGCAAUGGAUGUCACACAGCCUUUGAAUAUAUGACAAGGAUAUAAUUCGACUUUGAACACGUGAUUUACAUCGAUUUCAUUUAAACAUGGAUCUUACGAGGUGUUUAGUGACGCUGUUUAUUGUGUUGGUGUCGUCAUGCUGCACAUUAUCAACAACGACAAAUAAGGCACCAACAUCUUCAACAGCAGCCCCAACAACACCGUCCUCAACGUCCCCCCCUGCAACCACAACUACGCCCACCACUACAGCUACACCGACGACUCCGACCAAAACUACAUCUGCAACCACGACUACACCCACAACCACGACUACACCCACAACCACGACGACAACCACGACUACAACCACAACCACGACUACAUCCCCAACAACGACUACGUCCACCUCGAUUACAACUACCCCAUCUCCAACAACGUCGAAGAAAUCUACAACAUUAACGUCGUUUGCCGUAACAGCAAUGAGCCAAGAUACGGCAACAACAGGAACGAGUACAAGCACCGAGUCUCUUACCCCAGACUCCGAAACAACAGACACAACAACACAAAAGACCGCAAGCUCCACGGACGGCACGACUAUCACGACAGUGGGAACAGCCACAACCAUAACGAGCAUUGAUUCCACUGGGCCUCUGUCCAGUAUCACGCCACCCACAGUAUCAGCCUCUACAACAGAGGCGCCUGCUGCUUCAACUGCAACUGGUACAUACAGAAGUACCACCCCUGCUGAUGGUCAACCGGUUACUUCCACAUCUCCAGAAACACAAGGGGAAACUGACAAGAUUGUUGGAGAUCUCAAGGCGGAGAAUACAACUCUGAAGAUAGUAGUUGGGAUUCUGGCAGCGGUGAUUGGCUUAGCGAUCAUCAUAGCUGGCAUAUACUGCAUCCUAAGCAGGAGACGGCGGCGCCCGCCAUUUAUACCGGGAGGCGAAGAGGAGCCGGCUAUCCGCCACGAGAAGCGCCCCUACUUUCGUCCAGCCAGCAGUUACGACCUGGGGAACAGUCCAGCUCGGACAGUGUCCACCUCCAGUGAGUUAGAUCCCAUGACGGCCAAGUCCAACAAGGGCAACUUGCAGAUGUUUACUUUCAGUAACGGAAGUGACGAUAAUCCAAAUGAAAAACCACUGAAAGAGAUAAACGAAAAUGAAGAAUUGUAGACGGAGCCCGGUAUUGAAGAAGGACUACACUGCAAUGUCAACUUCGCGUGCGCCAUACUGGAUAAUCCUAUAUGUUGUCUUAUGCUUCUCAUCCAUGUUUUAUAUGGAAUCAUGAAACGGUAUUGCAGUGAUGAUUUUGUUGAUGUCGUUUAACGCAAUCCCACUGACAGUUUUCUAAGAGAAACGACGGAAACACAUGCAGUGACUGAAGACGCUGUAUCCGAAGGACUGAUUACAAUCAUGUGUUAUCUGAAGCAACCCGGAACCUGAGACAAGCUGUUUGACAGUCUUGAUAAUCAGUCACAUGAUGACUGACCUGUCCGAACCGCAAGUUACCUGCAGUAAAGAGGGUAAAUUAUGAGCCAUGUGUUUUACCGCCAUAAUUCGUACAGUCAACGAACAGCAUUUGUGCUUUAAAUUAUCCAUGACUGAAGCUUUAUGAUCACUUAAAGUUUUAUUAUGUCUGUCUGUGCGUGUGUGCAUGUGUCUGUCUGUGCCCGUGAAUGUAUGCGUGUGUGUGUGUGCGUGCGUGCGUACGUGCGUACACAGAAGAAACCAUUUACAUGUACUUUGAUGUCAAAAAUAUUAUUUCGGCAUCAUGCUUUCCUCAUAUUUAAGGUGUAUAUAAUGACAUGAGUAUUUUUGACACUAUCAUCACAUUCAUACAUUUUUACAAACAUACAUGCGUACAUUCGUACGUACGUACGUACAUGCAUACUAUAAUACUUACAUGCAUGCAUACAUAUAUACAUGCAUACGUACAUAUGUACAUGCAUACAUACAUACAUACAUACAUGCAUCGUUUUGUCACUAACAAAAGAAUGAUUAAAUUUCUUUACAUGUGAUCUUGCUUCGCAAGAUUAAGUUGGAAUCCCCUGUUUUACUUACAUAAGAUAUGCAUUUGUGCCUUUAGUGACUACAAUCAAAAAUAUCAUACAUAAUGCGUUACCAGCACGAACGAUGAAAGUUGUAAAAUGAAGUCUCUGACUCGUAUGCUGAAGUUUUUAGUGUAAAACGUUCGCCAAAGGUAGAAGUAGCUAUGUAUCUGUUAGCUAUGUAUCUAUUUGACACGCGUGUCCGCUUUCAUGUCUUUGCUAGCUUUCGGUAGUGUAAGUGUUGUUAUACCGUAAAUCAUUGGAUAAGCGUCGGCUGUUUAUGAUCUCAAAUGGCCCUUUGAUCAUGUGCUAGUUCAUAUUAGAUUUUACUUUUUUCAAAGGGGAUUGUAUGAAAUUUUGUUUUAUAACUUGCUCCUGGAGGUUUUAAUAUUUAGAAUUAUAUGUGCAUAGAUGAGACUUAACAUAAACGGUUUUUCCUUCCAGUUAUAGCACCAUCCAACUCCCGACUCGCUACCAUUAUCAAACAUUUACACAGUUUCAAUACUAACAGGCAUUUAGGACUUGGUAGAUACUAACAGAGUCAUGAACAACACUUCACAAGGAACAAAUCUUAUUGUUGCUCUAGUUUGGCCAAAACGGCAAUUUCUGUCAGUAACAGUAGCGCGGCUAACGCUGGAUUUACGGUAAAUGUAUAUACCACUGCUUCCGAUACGCUGCUCUUACUGUGAUAUCUCAGACACAACCAGUUAAGCUUUUCACAAUUGAACUAUGGGGGAAAUAUGUUCGCUUUCGGAUUAACGUGAUAUUUGUCAAGUGGGUGGGUAACUUUAGCUAAUGUAGGUCCGAUUGUUUUGAAAAAUAAUUGUUCAGAUGAAUCAGGUUUGGACACAAUGCGUCAGAUUCUAUUGUCCAGUAUACAUGAAAGCCGUAUGAUUGAACGGUGAAGAUUUAUGCUUGAAGCGGCCUGUAAAAUCCCAAUACAAUGCUUUCCUACUUCGCCUUUGUUUAUUAUUCAAUCUGUGUGUCUGUUUACCUAUGUCAUACAUUAUCUGUGUUCUGGAAUUUCAAUACACUUCCUUGACAAAACCAACAACUCAUUCAAUAUGUGUGUCCCCGGGUAA
Molecule: messenger RNA, 3302 nt
Organism: Haliotis rubra (blacklip abalone)
Lineage: Eukaryota; Metazoa; Mollusca; Gastropoda; Lepetellida; Haliotidae
Product: cell wall protein DAN4-like
Exons: 7
Coding region: 278-1345 (355 amino acids)
Source: RefSeq, a predicted model, not a curated record